This is a messenger RNA of Odocoileus virginianus texanus, 2891 nucleotides long. It is a transcript of the gene NELFB, whose product is annotated as negative elongation factor complex member B. Gene Ontology annotation, biological process: negative regulation of transcription elongation by RNA polymerase II. NCBI's taxonomy places the organism in Eukaryota, Metazoa, Chordata, Mammalia, Artiodactyla, Cervidae. The record is from RefSeq and is a predicted model, not a curated record. Gene Ontology annotation, cellular component: nucleus; NELF complex.
AUGCGGGGGCCCGCCCCUGAACCGCGUUUUACUCAGCGAGGGGAAGCUGGCCCCGGGAGGUUGGGCGGGGCCGCGCAGGAGGGCCGGGCGGGACCGGUGGGCGGGGCUUCGGCGGCGACCCAUGCGUCAUCCGGGAACCGCCUUCGCGCUCUGUCUCUGCUGGGCGCGGGGCGCGGCGUUCCUCCCGGGAACCCCUGCGCGACGGCGGCGGCGUUUCCGGGGAGCCCGUUGGCGGGCGGACCUGGCUGCGAGGAGCGGAAGUGGGCGGUUGCGGGGAGAGCGGAGCGGCGCUGCGGGAGGGACCUGGCCGAACUGGAGGGCGCCGGGGAGCGGAGCGCGGGCGGCCCCCGAGGCCCGGGCGAGAGGACCGCUGCAGGGCCCGUGGCGAGCGCGGCAGCGCCGGGGGAGCGCGGCGGGGAUGGGGCGCCGGGCCGGGUGGGGACCGGGGCCUCGGCCCUGUUUGCGGGGCUGCAGGAUCUGGGUGUGGCCAACGGGGAGGACCUGAAGGAGACGCUGACCAACUGCACGGAGCCGCUCAAGGCCAUCGAGCAGUUCCAGACAGAGAACGGCGUGCUCCUGCCUUCCCUGCAGUCCGCCUUGCCUUUCUUGGACCUGCACGGGACGCCGCGGCUGGAGUUCCACCAGUCGGUUUUUGAUGAGCUUCGGGACAAGCUGCUGGAGCGUGUGUCCGCCAUCGCUUCAGAGGGGAAGGCCGAGGAAAGGUAUAAGAAACUGGAGGACCUCCUGGAGAAGAGCUUUUCUCUGGUGAAGAUGCCGUCUCUGCAGCCAGUGGUGAUGUGCGUGAUGAAGCACUUGCCCAAGGUUCCUGAGAAGAAGCUGAAGCUGGUGAUGGCCGACAAGGAGCUGUACCGGGCUUGCGCGGUGGAGGUGAAGCGGCAGAUCUGGCAGGACAACCAGGCGCUCUUCGGUGACGAGGUCUCUCCGCUGCUGAAGCAGUACAUCGUAGAGAAGGAGAGCGCGCUCUUCAGCACGGAGCUCUCUGUCCUGCACAACUUCUUCAGCCCUUCCCCCAAAACCAGGCGCCAGGGCGAGGUGGUGCAGAGGCUGACACGGAUGGUGGGGCGCAACGUGAAGCUCUACGACAUGGUCCUGCAGUUCCUGCGCACGCUCUUCCUGCGCACCCGCAACGUGCACUACUGCACGCUCCGCGCCGAGCUGCUCAUGUCCCUGCACGACCUGGACGUGGGCGACAUCUGCUCCGUGGACCCCUGCCACAAGUUCACCUGGUGCCUGGACGCUUGCAUCCGAGAGCGGUUCGUGGACAGCAAGAGGGCCCGCGAGCUACAGGGCUUCCUUGACGGAGUGAAGAAGGGGCAGGAGCAAGUCCUAGGGGACCUGUCCAUGAUCCUGUGUGACCCCUUCGCCAUCAACACCCUGUCUCUGAGCACCGUCAGGCACCUGCAGGAGCUGGUGGGCCAGGAGGUGCUACCCAGGGACAGCCCGGACCUCCUCUUGCUGCUCCGGCUGCUGGCGCUGGGCCAGGGCGCGUGGGACAUGAUCGACAGCCAGGUCUUCAAGGAGCCCAAGAUGGAGGUGGAGCUGGUCACCAGGUUCCUGCCCACGCUCAUGUCCUUCGUGGUGGAGGACCACACCUUCAACGUGGAUCAGAAGCUCCCAGCCGAGGAGAAGGCCCCGGUCACAUAUCCAAACACACUGCCGGAGAGCUUCACCAAGUUCCUGCAGGAGCAGCGCAUGGCCUGCGAGGUGGGGCUGUACUACGUGCUGCACAUCACCAAGCAGAGGAACAAGAACGCGCUUCUGCGCCUGCUGCCGGGGCUCGUGGAGACCUUCGGUGACCUGGCGUUUGGGGACAUUUUCCUGCACCUGCUCACGGGCAGCCUGGCCCUGCUGGCCGACGAGUUCGCCCUGGAGGACUUCUGCAGCAGCCUCUUCGACGGCUUCCUCCUCACCGCCUCCCCGAGGAAGGAGAGUGUGCAGCGGCACGUCCUGCGGCUCCUGCUGCACCUGCACCACCGGGUGGCCCCGUCCAAGCUGGAGGCGCUGCAGAAGGCGCUGGAGCCCACGGGCCAGAGUGGAGAGGCGGUGAAGGAGCUGUACUCCCAACUUGGAGAGAAGCUGGAGCAGCUGGACCACCGGAAGCCCAGCCCAGCCCAGGCCCCCGAGACGCCAGCCCUGGAGCUGCCCCUGCCGGCGGUGCCUGCCCCGGCUGUGCUCUGAGGCUCUGCUUGGGGCCGCUCAGGGCGGGCAGGGCCCCUGCCGGGGGCGUGGCCCUGGUCAGCCUGGAAAGGAGGCUCUGCGUUCCUGCCCCACAGACCCUCUCCUGGAGGUGGCCGUUGCUGAGGCCUCCUGUGGGCAGGGCACCCUGUCUUGCACUCAGCGCCCUGAGCUGGGUCCCGGGAGGCGCUCACCUCCUGUGUGAGGGGCCCAUGCCCCUGCUGCUCCCAGGCCCCUGGCCAGCUCCGUGGAGCCCCGGCCUUGCUCCAGGCCUCGCUGCCCCCUCCCACUCCCACACCGUGGAAAGCUGCCUGCUUGUUCCUCCUGGAGUCAGGGGUUUCCACUGCUGUCGGGCAGACAGACGGGCAGUCACCUGGGACUGAGAAAGAGUCACCUGUUUUCCCAGGGGUGGGGUGGGGCCUGAGGCCCACCGGGAAGUGGGCAGGUCAGGAUGGUUGUCACAGAUUGGCAGAAUCACACAAUUUGCUGGCAGGGGCGUCUGCAGACGGAGCCUAGUUCUCUCCAAGGAGCUCCUGCCACUGCCCACAGCCCCGUGGAGCAGGUGUUAGGGAGGAAAACCCAGCCCCGCCCCCACUGCCUCAAUUUACCCUUGGAGCACAUGGCCAGGCGAGGGUCAGCUGUUGCUCAUAGUUGCGACUUCACUUUUGUAAAUAAAAGGUGUUUUGGUAAAUCCA